UUGACACAAUCGCCUCGGAGAUCGGAGAACUGAAACAGGAGAUGGUACGGACAGAUGUCAGCCUGGAAAAUGGCCUGGAACCCGCUGAAACCCACAGCAUGGUAAGACACAAGGAUGAUGGCUAUUCCGAGGAAAAGAACGUGAAGGCCUGUCCCCGAGAUUCGGGCUACGACAGCCUCUCCAGCAGGCUCAGCAUCCUGGACCGGCUUCUUCACACCCAUCCCAUCUGGCUGCAACUGAGUCUGAGUGAGGAGGAAGCCAUGGAGGCCCUGCAGUCCCAGCCUCCGGGGAUCUUCCUGGUUCGUAAAUCCACCAAGAUGCAGAAGAAAGUCCUCUCCCUUCGCCUGCCCUGUGAGCUUGGAACCCCAGUCAAGGAAUUUACCAUCAAGGAAAGCUCAUAUACCUUUUCCCUGGAAGGCUCUGGAAUCAGUUUUGCGGAUUUAUUCCGGCUCAUUGCCUUCUACUGUAUCAGCAGGGAUGUUCUGCCAUUCACCUUGAAGUUGCCUUAUGCCAUUUCAACAGCCAAGACUGAGGCUCAACUUGAAGAACUGGCCCAGCUGGGACUAAAUUUCUGGAGCUCUCCAGCUGACAGCAAACCCCCCAACCCUCCACCUCCCCAUGGGCCACUCUCCCCCGACGGUGUCUGCCCUGCCUCCCUGCGUCAGCUCUGCCUUAUAAAUGGAGUGCAUUCUAUAAAAACCAGGAAGCCUUCAGAGCUGGAGUGCAGCCAGACCAAUGGAGCCCUGUGUUUUAUUAAUCCCCUUUUCUUGAAAGUGCACAGCCAGGACCUCAGCGGAGGCCCGAAAUGGCCGAGCACAAGGACUCCCGACGCGAAUGGCACCAAGAGCCCUCGGUCCCCCCCACCCAGGCCCCCACCACCCGCUAUUAAUAGUCUCCACACAAGCCCUCGGCUGUCCAGGACUGAAACGCAGACGAGCAUGCCAGAAACAGUCAACCAUAACAAACAUGGGAACGUAGCUCCGCCUGGACCGAGACCAACUCCCAUCCCUCCACCCCGCCUGAAGAAGCAGGCUUCUUUUCUAGAAGCAGAAGGCGGCGCAAAGACCUUGACCGGUGGCCGGCCCGGCGCGGGCCCGGAGCUGGGUGCAGCUGGCAGGCCAGGUGGGGCCCCGCCUGUGGACGCCCCGGGGGAUUGCACAAGGGCCCAGGCGCCCGGCUCUGAAUCACAGCCCCCGUGCCAUGGAGGCAGGCAGAGGCUGAGCGACAUGAGCAUUUCCACUUCCUCCUCCGACUCACUGGAGUUCGACCGGAGCAUGCCUCUGUUUGGCUACGAGGCAGACACCACUAGCAGCCUGGAGGACGACGAAGGGGAGAGUGACCAGGAGACCAUGGCCCCCCCCAUCAAGUCCAAGAAGAAGAGGAGCAGCUCGUUUGUGCUGCCCAAGCUUGUCAAGUCGCAGCUUCAGAAGGUCAGUGGGGUCUUCAGCUCCUUCAUGACCCCUGAGAAGCGCACCGUCCGCAAGAUCGCCGAGCUGUCCCGGGACAAGUGCACCUACUUUGGGUGCCUAGUACAGGACUACGUGAGCUUCCUGCAGGAGAACAAGGAGUGCCACGUGUCCAGCACCGACAUGCUGCAGACCAUCCGGCAGUUCAUGACUCAGGUCAAGAACUACCUGGCUCAGAGUUCCGAGCUGGACCCCCCCAUCGAGUCACUCAUCCCUGAAGACCAGAUAGAUGUAGUGCUGGAAAAAGCCAUGCACAAGUGCAUCUUGAAGCCCCUGAAGGGCCAUGUGGAGGCCAUGCUGAAGGACUUUCACAUGGCCGACGGCUCGUGGAAACAGCUCAAGGAGAACCUUCAACUCGUGCGGCAGAGGAACCCGCAGGAGCUGGGGGUCUUCGCCCCGACUCCUGACUUUGUGGAUGUGGAGAAAAUCAAAGUCAAGUUCAUGACCAUGCAGAAGAUGUAUUCACCGGAAAAGAAGGUCAUGCUUCUGCUGAGGGUCUGCAAGCUCAUCUACACGGUCAUGGAGAACAACUCAGGGAGAAUGUAUGGCGCUGAUGACUUCUUGCCAGUCCUGACCUACGUCAUAGCUCAGUGUGACAUGCUUGAAUUGGACACAGAAAUCGAAUACAUGAUGGAGCUUCUAGACCCAUCGCUGUUACACGGAGAAGGGGGUUAUUACUUGACCAGCGCCUAUGGAGCACUUUCUCUGAUAAAGAACUUCCAGGAGGAGCAAGCGGCACGCCUACUCAGCUCAGAGACCAGGGACACCCUGAGGCAGUGGCACAAACGGAGGACCACCAACCGGACCAUCCCUUCUGUGGAUGACUUUCAGAAUUACCUCCGCGUAGCAUUCCAGGAGGUCGACAGUGGCUGCACAGGGAAGACCCUCCUGGUGAGGCCAUACGUCACCACAGAGGACGUGUGUCAGAUCUGCGCAGAGAAGUUUAAGGUGGGGGACCCCGAGGAAUACAGCCUCUUUCUCUUCGUGGAUGAGACGUGGCAGCAGCUAGCAGAGGAUACGUACCCGCAGAAGAUCAAGGCGGAGCUGCACAGUCGACCCCAGCCCCACAUCUUCCAUUUUGUCUACAAGCGCAUCAAGAAUGACCCCUAUGGCGUCAUUUUCCAGAAUGGAGAAGAAGACCUCCCUGCCUCCUAGAAGGCACAGGGGACUGCCCUGUGAGGCAUCCAAAGGGAGGCUGGGGGCCUCCCUUCUGGCUUAUAUGUGCUAGAGCUUGAAGAGCUGUACCCUCCCCAGGGCUCCUCGGUUCUGUGACUAAGCCAUCCACAGGGCCUUUCAGCCAAGGGCAUCUUCACCACGGAAGAUGGCUGAGGUCCGUGAGACAGCAGGAGUGUCCUUCAGCAAUGCAGUCGCAUUCGAUGGUUCAGGUGCCCUGAGACUGUCUGCUACCUACCACCAGUCAGAUCCUAGGUCAGCUCAUGUGUAUGUGUCUAUGUGUUAUGAACAUUUAAGAUGCCAACUCUUCUCUUGAAUUCCACAGCAGAUGUUUGACAAGACUGUCCAGUGCAGUGCGUCAGGUAAUUCUCAGUUCUGUGGGUGGCUCCCUCCCU
Molecule: messenger RNA, 3034 nt
Organism: Carlito syrichta (Philippine tarsier)
Lineage: Eukaryota; Metazoa; Chordata; Mammalia; Primates; Tarsiidae
Gene: RIN2
Product: Ras and Rab interactor 2
Exons: 10
Coding region: 42-2621 (859 amino acids)
Biological process (GO): signal transduction; vesicle-mediated transport
Cellular component (GO): cytosol; endocytic vesicle
Molecular function (GO): guanyl-nucleotide exchange factor activity; small GTPase binding
Source: RefSeq, a predicted model, not a curated record